This is a messenger RNA of Impatiens glandulifera, 1599 nucleotides long. Its product is annotated as shaggy-related protein kinase eta-like. The record is from RefSeq and is a predicted model, not a curated record. Gene Ontology annotation, cellular component: cytoplasm. Lineage: Eukaryota; Viridiplantae; Streptophyta; Magnoliopsida; Ericales; Balsaminaceae. The transcript has 12 exons. Gene Ontology annotation, biological process: signal transduction; protein phosphorylation. The coding region runs from base 144 to 1376 and encodes 410 amino acids. Gene Ontology annotation, molecular function: protein serine/threonine kinase activity; ATP binding.
CUGCCUUUCUGGUUUAGGUAAUCAGGUAGGAGAGAGAGAGAGAGAAGUCACAGUAGAGAAGAGAAGGGGAAGAAGAAGAAGAAGAUCGGCAGUACAGUAGAGAAGUAAGGAAGGAAGGAAAGGAAGGAAGACCCAUCUCUGAGAUGGCCGCCAUACCGAUGGGGCCUGAGAAUCCUACAGACCAGGCUACACUCAACCUCGUCCCUCCUCGCCGGUCUGAUAUGGACUCCGACAAGGAAAUGACCUCAGGUGCAGCGGAGGGGAAUGGGCAAGUCACAGGUCACAUAAUAUCUACAACAAUAGGUGGUAAAAAUGGUGAACCCAAACAGACAAUCAGUUACAUGGCAGAGCGCAUUGUGGGUACUGGUUCAUUUGGCAUUGUUUUUCAGGCAAAAUGUCUGGAAACAGGAGAGAGUGUAGCAAUAAAGAAGGUUUUGCAGGACAAACGGUAUAAAAACCGCGAGCUGCAAUUAAUGCGAUUGAUGGAUCAUCCCAAUGUCAUUUCUCUGAAACAUUGCUUCUUCUCUACAACAAAUAGAGAUGAGCUUUUCUUAAAUUUGGUCAUGGAAUAUGUGCCUGAGACACUGUUCCGUGUCUUAAACCACUAUAAUGAUGCGAAUCAGAGGAUGCCACUCAUCUAUGUAAAACUCUAUAUGUAUCAGAUUUUUAGAGGACUGGCUUACAUUCAUACUGUUCCCGGUGUUUCUCAUAGGGAUGUGAAACCCCAAAACAUUCUGGUUGAUGCUUUAACUCACCAGGUUAAACUUUGUGACUUUGGAAGUGCAAAAGUUCUGGUCAAGGGCGAGGCAAAUAUAUCAUACAUAUGCUCCCGAUACUACAGGGCCCCAGAGCUAAUCUUUGGUGCAACAGAAUACACCACGUCAAUUGAUAUCUGGUCAGCUGGCUGUGUUUUGGCCGAGCUUCUCCUUGGACAGCCAUUGUUCCCGGGAGAAAAUGCAGUUGAUCAACUUGUAGAGAUUAUCAAGGUCCUUGGUACUCCCACUCGAGAGGAAAUUAGAUGUAUGAACCCAAACUAUUCUGAUUUCAGAUUUCCUCAAAUUAAGGCUCAUCCUUGGCAUAAGGUUUUUCACAAGCGUAUGCCUCCUGAAGCAAUUGAUCUCGCAUCGCGGUUGCUUCAAUAUUCACCAAGCCUACGUUGCACAGCGUUGGAAGCAUGUGCUCAUCCGUUCUUUAAUGAUCUUCGCGAACCCAAUGUCCGGCUCCCAAAUGGUCGACCUUUGCCACCACUUUUCAACUUCAAACAGGAAUUAGGUAGUGCUUCAUCGGAUUUAAUCAACCGGCUGAUACCUGAGCACAUAAGGCGGCUAAAUGGCAUCAAUUUACCUCACCCAUCUCCUCCUCUUCCGCCUACUUAAUAUCUAGAGUAUUGUUUCACUGGUAUCAGGCCGAUUAGAAUCGAAAUAUAAUGCAGGUUUUUACUCAGUACCGUAAAUUGUAACAUAUGGGGCUCUCUUCUCUUAUCUCUGUUGGUGUGAUCUAUUAUAUCCUUAUCUAAGCAAAACAAUAACUCCUCCUACUGUACAUUAUUUUGAUGGUAGAAGAAAUCCCAAGUGAAAAUGUUAUUAUUUUUAUUUGUUA